Molecule: messenger RNA, 27724 nt
Organism: Eufriesea mexicana
Lineage: Eukaryota; Metazoa; Arthropoda; Insecta; Hymenoptera; Apidae
Gene: dpy
Product: fibrillin-like protein dumpy
Exons: 91
Coding region: 41-27724 (9227 amino acids)
Cellular component (GO): extracellular region
Molecular function (GO): calcium ion binding; peptidase inhibitor activity
Source: RefSeq, a predicted model, not a curated record
UUUCACGGGAGAUCCUUUCACGAACUGUUACCUCAAACCAAUGGAAGAGCCAGUGAGACCUGCUGACCCCUGCAACCCCAGUCCCUGCGGUCCAAACGCGGUGUGCACCGAAGGUAGCUGCACUUGUCUUUCCGACUACCAAGGAGACCCCUACAUAGGCUGCCGUCCAGAGUGUGUCCUCAACAACGACUGCCCCUUGACUCAAGCCUGCAUUCGCAAUAAAUGCGUAGAUCCUUGUCCUGGAACUUGUGGUCAGAAUGCACAGUGCAACGUGUACAACCAUGUUCCCAUGUGUAGCUGUCUGCCUGGAAUGACAGGGAACGCUUUCCUUUCUUGUCGUCCAAGCAGAGAUCCCUGCAAUCCGUCACCUUGCGGACCUAGCAGUGUCUGUCGCGUAGUAAACGAGCAAGCCGUAUGCUCCUGCGUAUCCAGUUUCAUAGGAACACCUCCGUCCUGCAGACCAGAAUGUACCGUGAGUUCAGAUUGCCCGAAGAAUCAGGCGUGCAGCAAUCAGAAGUGCAUAAAUCCCUGCGCGGGUUCCUGCGGUGUCAGGUCUCAGUGUCAAGUGAUCAAUCAUAAUCCGCUCUGUAGUUGUCCAGCUGGGUUCACGGGCGAUCCAUUCGUCAGAUGCGAACCUAAACUGGAGGAGCCAGUGACACCUAUCAAUCCCUGUCAACCAUCUCCAUGUGGGCCGAACGCGGUUUGCCAGGUGGUGAACGAUUCUCCUUCUUGUUCUUGCAUACCCGAGUUCGUCGGAGCACCACCGAAUUGUAGACCCGAGUGCAUUAGUAACAGCGAAUGCGCUAGCAAUUUAGCCUGCAUGAGAAACAAAUGCACAGAUCCCUGUCCUGGAUCCUGUGGCUCUAACGCCGAGUGUCGGGUUGUGAGUCACACCGCCAUGUGCGUGUGUUUGAUCGGUUACGAGGGAGACCCGUUCACCCAGUGUACCUUGAAACAGAGUAAGAAAGUCUUUGCCUCAUCCCCCUGCACACCGUCACCCUGUGGUUCGAACGCUGUUUGCAAAGAGCAAGGUGGAGUCGGUUCCUGCUCCUGUUUGCCUGACUAUAUAGGAAAUCCUUACGAAGGCUGUCGUCCAGAGUGUAUCAUGAACUCUGAUUGCAUAUCCACUCGCGCUUGCAUUCGUUCCAAGUGCCAAGAUCCUUGUCCUGGAGCUUGUGGCACGAAUGCUGAAUGCCAGGUCGUCAAUCAUUUGCCAAACUGUAAUUGCUUCCCUGGUUACACGGGCCAACCUUAUCAAUUCUGUCAUAUUCCUUUGAUAGUCGACGAUCGGAGAGAUCCAUGUUCCCCAUCACCCUGUGGACCGAACAGUAGAUGUCAAGUCGUUAACGAUCAGGCAGUUUGUUCUUGCCUGCCAGAAUUUACUGGUUCACCCCCGGGUUGCCGACCAGAGUGCGUGGUUAGCGCAGAAUGUCUACCGAAUUUAGCUUGUGUUAAUCAGAAAUGCAAAAAUCCUUGUCCUGGACCGUGUGGUAUCGACUCGGAGUGCAACGUAAUUCAUCAUAGUCCUAUCUGUGCCUGUAGACAGAGAUACACUGGUGAUCCUUUCAGUCGUUGUUUCCCUAUACCAGAAUCUCCACCAGCUCUGGUACCAUACAACCCAUGUGUUCCUUCACCCUGCGGUCCAAACGCAGAGUGUCGCGACGCUAACGGCAUACCCUCCUGUUCCUGUUUGCAAGCCUAUAUAGGAAGUCCUCCGAACUGUCGGCCAGAGUGCACAGUGAACUCUGACUGUUCCCCUAGUCAGGCCUGCAUACGGGAAAAGUGCAGAGACCCUUGUCCCGGUUCCUGCGGCACUUUUGCUCAGUGUUCCGUGAUGAAUCAUGUACCAAUCUGUAGCUGCUUCGAGGGCUACACUGGGGAUCCGUUCAGCAACUGCUAUCCUAAGCCACCACCACAACCAACAGUUUCCGACGACCCUUGCAAUCCAUCACCCUGUGGACCAAACGCAGAGUGCAACAAUGGCAUUUGCACCUGUUUACCAGAGUACAGAGGAGAUCCCAACACAGGAUGUAGACCCGAGUGUGUCCUCAAUACGGACUGCCCCGUGAAUCAGGCUUGCGUUCGCAACAAGUGUAGCGAUCCUUGCGUUGGUACUUGUGGACAGAACGCUAUUUGCAACGUCUUCAAUCAUAUUCCCAUGUGCAGUUGCCCUUCUGGCAUGAGUGGCAAUGCUUUCGUCUUUUGUUCCCCGAUCCAAGUAACCCCGGAAACACCGUGCAAUCCAUCUCCAUGCGGUCAGAACAGUCAAUGUCGUCCAAUUAAUGGUCAAGCGGUCUGUAGCUGCGUGCCAGGCUAUAAAGGAAGUCCUCCAUCUUGUAGACCAGAGUGCGUAGUCAGUUCGGACUGCGGCAGGAACGAGGCAUGCAGUAAUCUCAAGUGUGUGAACCCCUGUGUGGGAAGUUGUGGUAUCCGUGCACAAUGCCAAGUCAUCAAUCACAAUCCCAUAUGCAGUUGCCCUGCAUCAUUGUCCGGGGACCCGUUCGUCAGAUGCGACCCUAUUCCGGAAACCAAACCAGAAAUUAUAAACGCGUGCAAGCCAUCACCGUGUGGCCCUAAUGCGCUCUGCCAGGUGGUAAACGACUCCCCAUCGUGCACCUGUAUGCCAGGAUUUAUUAACUCCCCACCCAACUGCCGCCCAGAAUGUGUCAGUAAUAGCGAGUGCUUAGCACACCACGCUUGCAUAAAUCAAAAGUGCAGAGAUCCGUGUCCUGGCUCGUGUGGAGCGAACGCAGAAUGUCGCGUGGUCAGCCAUACCCCCAUGUGUGUUUGUUCCAUUGGGUUCACAGGUGACCCGUUCACGCAAUGCGUUCUGUUCGAAGAAUCGAGACCAACUUCUCCCUGCACGCCAUCACCCUGUGGCUCGAACGCCAUUUGUAAAGAGCAGAACGGGGUUGGAUCUUGUGCCUGCUUGCCAGAAUACAUUGGCAAUCCGUAUGAAGGAUGUCGACCAGAGUGCACUAUUAGUUCGGACUGUUCUUCGAAUCUUGCUUGUAUAAGGAAUAAGUGUCAGAAUCCUUGUCCUGGGACGUGCGGACAGGAUGCUAUUUGUCAAGUGAUUAACCAUUCGCCCACGUGUACCUGUAUUCCUGGUUUCACGGGAGAUCCAUUCAGAUAUUGCCAGCUUAUGAGAGAACCUGAUCAAUCAGACCCCUGUGUUCCAUCACCCUGUGGACCAAACAGUCAAUGCCGUGUGGUUUCCGGUAACGCAGUGUGCUCGUGCCUACCCGAGUAUUCCGGUAGUCCUCCUAUGUGUCGACCAGAGUGUGUAGUUAGCUCAGAUUGUCCCUCGAAUCGAGCUUGUGUGAAUCAGAAAUGCGUGAAUCCCUGCCCACAGCCAUGUGGACAGAAUACUAAUUGUCUAGUCGUGAAUCACAGUCCCAUUUGUACCUGCAAAGAAGGAAAUACUGGAAAUCCAUUCACCAGAUGUUUCCCUCUUCCAACUCAGGCAACUUUACCCGAUCUACCUCAGAACCCCUGUGUACCAUCUCCCUGUGGCCCAUAUUCAGAAUGUCGAGACAUCGGUGGUACCCCGUCUUGUUCCUGUUUAGCUAAUUAUUUCGGUAGCCCACCGAACUGUAGGCCAGAAUGUACAGUGAACUCGGAUUGUCCAAGUGACAGGGCAUGCAUCAGACAGAGAUGCACUGAUCCUUGUCCUGGAUCUUGUGGCUUAUCCGCACGUUGUACCGUUUUCAAUCAUGUUCCGGUUUGCACCUGUCUGGAAGGAUUCACUGGCGAUCCUUUCAGCAGCUGUUCUCCUACUCCACCCGUAGAAACGGUCCCUGAAGACCCAUGCAAUCCAUCGCCAUGUGGUCCAAACACGCAAUGCAACAAUGGUGCUUGCACGUGUUUGGCAGAGUACCAGGGCGAUCCUUACGUGGGCUGUCGACCAGAGUGUGUUCUAAACACGGAUUGUCCUUUGAACAGAGCUUGUUUGCGCAAUAAGUGUGUCGAUCCCUGCGUUGGCACAUGUGGUCAAAGUGCAGUCUGUAACGUGUACAAUCAUAUACCGAUGUGCAGUUGUCCCGUUGGUAUGACUGGGAAUGCAUUCCUAUCUUGCAAACCUGUUGCAACGAAUCCCUGUAAUCCAUCUCCCUGUGGACCGAACAGUCAGUGCAGAGAAAUAAACGAGCAAGCCGUGUGCACUUGCAUCCCUGGUUUCAUUGGCAUACCACCAACGUGUAGACCAGAAUGCGUAGUGAGCACGGAUUGCGGACCAACUGAAGCAUGCAUCAAUCAGAAAUGUAGUAAUCCGUGUGUUGGAUCUUGCGGCAUCAGGGCAACUUGCCAAGUGGUCAAUCAUAAUCCAAUUUGUAACUGUCCUGCCACCAUGACCGGUGAUCCAUUUAUUAGAUGCACGGAGAAACCACUGGAAGCACCACCGCAACAGAACCCCUGUGAACCAUCUCCCUGUGGUCCAAAUGCACAGUGUCAGGUGAUCAAUGACUCCCCAUCGUGCUCUUGUCUGCCAGAGUUCACUGGUCCACCGCCCAAUUGUAGACCAGAGUGCAUUAGCAACAACGAGUGUCAAAAUAAUCUAGCUUGCAUCAAUCAAAAAUGCAGGGAUCCUUGUCCAGGUUCCUGUGGCUCCAACGCUAUAUGCAAUACAGUGUCUCAUACACCGAUGUGCACUUGUUCCCCAGGAUACACUGGAGAUCCAUUCACUCAAUGUUUCACGCAACAACUUAUACCAAUGUACGUCCCUGAACCUUGCGUACCAUCUCCUUGCGGAGCAAACGCGCUCUGCAAGGAACGAAACGGAGUAGGGGCAUGCAGUUGUUUGCCAGAUUAUGUCGGCAAUCCGUACGAAGGUUGUCGACCAGAGUGUGUGAUAAAUUCAGAUUGUAUCCCAAGCAAGAGCUGUGUCCGAUCCAAAUGCGAAGAUCCUUGUCCCGGUACCUGUGGUCAAAACGCAGUUUGUCAAGUAAUCAACCACGUUGCCACUUGCAACUGCUUGCCAAGGUUCACUGGAGAUCCUUUCAGAUACUGCAGAGAAGAAGAGAUAGUCACCACACCGAGCGUGAGAAACCCUUGUCAACCAUCACCCUGUGGACCAAAUAGCGUCUGCAGAGAGAAUAACGGGCAAGCAGUGUGCUCUUGCUUACCAGAGUUCCGUGGUUCACCCCCAGGAUGUAGGCCAGAAUGUGUAGUUAGCGCAGAAUGCUCACCAGAUCGUGUCUGCGUUAAUCAGAAGUGCAUUGAUCCCUGUCCUGAUCCCUGUGGAAGGAACGCAAUAUGUAGGGUUAUCAAUCGCAGUCCUAUCUGCACCUGUCAACAAGGCUACACAGGAGAUGCCUUCACCAUCUGUUUCCCUCUUCCACGUCCACCACUGGAGCCUGUAACACCUGUGCAACAAGAUCCUUGUUUACCAUCUCCUUGUGGUCCAUACUCCCAGUGCCGAAAUAUCGGUGGAAAUCCCUCUUGCUCUUGUUCGCCCUCCUAUAUCGGUGUACCACCAAACUGUAGACCAGAAUGCACGUUGAAUGCGGAAUGCCCGAGUGCACUUGCUUGCAUUCGCGAGAAAUGUUCAGAUCCAUGUCCAGGAUCCUGCGGUGUUGGAGCACGAUGCACCAUUCUUAACCAUCUUCCAGUGUGUUCUUGUCCUGAAGGAUAUACCGGAGAUCCGUUUAACAGCUGUGUCCCAAAGCCCAUUAUAUCCGAAGAAACCGUGUCAGAUCCCUGCAACCCCUCGCCAUGUGGUACAAAUGCGCUCUGUCGAGAUGGCUCCUGCACGUGUCUUCCCGAAUUCCAAGGCGAUCCAUACAGUGGCUGUCGUCCCGAGUGUGUCAUGAACAAUGACUGCACUCGUGACAGGGCUUGCUUAAGGAACAAAUGCGUGGACCCGUGCAUAGGAACUUGCGGGCAAAAUGCACAGUGCCAGACGAUUAAUCAUGUCCCUAUGUGCAGCUGUCCAACUGGCAUGUCCGGGAAUGCAUUCGUUUCCUGUUCUCCAGUUCAGGAAGACGUAGUACAAAACCCCUGCUCUCCAUCACCCUGUGGACCAAAUAGCCACUGUCAGGAAGUAAAUGGAAUUGCAGUUUGCAAGUGCAUAGAAGGUUUCACAGGCAACCCGCCUACUUGCCGGCCAGAGUGUGUCGUUAGUUCGGAUUGCGAGCUUUCCAAGGCUUGCAUCAAUCAGAAGUGCAGAGAUCCUUGCCCUGGCACUUGCGGUCUGAGAGCAGAGUGUUCCGUGGUCAAUCAUAAUCCCAUUUGCAGGUGUCCUCAAGGCCUAAGUGGUGAUCCUUUCACCAACUGUAUUGUCAUAGUAUCUUCAGAACCAAUCAAUCCCUGUUAUCCAUCACCUUGUGGCCCAAAUGCCCAAUGCCAAGUCACGAAUCAAGCACCUUCUUGCUCCUGUUUACCGGAAUUCACGGGUACUCCACCGAAUUGUAAACCAGAGUGCAUUACGAACACCGAGUGUCCGAUUCGUCAGGCCUGUAUCAAUCAGAAAUGCAGAGAUCCUUGCCCUGGUUUAUGCGGAGCUAACGCUGAAUGCAGCAUGUUUAGUCACACCCCGAUUUGCUCCUGUCGAACAGGAUUCACUGGGGAUCCUUUUGUUCAGUGUACUACCGUGCAAAGUAAGUUUGCUCCUCUUUUACUUCGACCUACGCCCUGCAGCCCGACACCAUGUGGCGCGAAUGCAGUGUGCAAGGUAUCAGGGAAUGCAGGAUCUUGCUCCUGCUUGCCUGAUUAUAUCGGAAACCCAUACGAUGGUUGCAGACCAGAGUGUGUCGUGAAUUCCGAUUGUCCAGCGAACUUCGCUUGCAUAAGAUCAAAAUGCCAAGACCCAUGUCCGGGUGCUUGCGCUCCGAAUGCCAUGUGCAAUGCUGUGAACCACUUGCCAGUGUGCACUUGCAUACAGGGAUACAGUGGAGAUCCGUUUAGAUACUGCAGUUUGAGUCCAGUGAAACGUAAGACAAAUCCUUGCAACCCUUCGCCCUGUGGUCCAAACAGCGAAUGUCGCGUGAACAACAACCAAGCAGUAUGCUCCUGUCUUUCGUCCUACCUUGGUAGUCCACCUAAUUGCAGACCCGAGUGCGUGGUCAGUACCGAGUGUCCUUUGACACGUGCCUGUGUGAGUCAGAAAUGCGUGGAUCCGUGUCCCAAUGCGUGUGGCACGAACGCCAAUUGCAGGGUUAUCAACCACAGUCCGAUUUGCUUCUGCAACAACGGAUUCACUGGUGAUCCAUUCGUUACCUGCUUCCGUGUUCCUGUGUCCGUGGAGUUGAUACCAAUGGUGCAAAGGGACCCAUGUUCGCCAUCUCCAUGCGGUCCCAACGCCAUUUGCCAGAACGUCGGCCAAACUCCAGCUUGCACUUGCGUGUCAAACUAUCGUGGCAGUCCACCAAACUGUAGACCAGAGUGUACGAUUAAUUCCGAGUGUCCUAGUAACCAGGCAUGCAUCCAAGAAAGGUGCAAAGACCCUUGUCCAGGUUCUUGCGGUUUCAAUGCUCAAUGCACAGUGUUCAAUCACGUCCCCGUGUGUUCGUGCAUCGAAGGGUACACUGGCGAUCCGUUCAGUCAGUGCAAUCAAGAGAUCAAACCUCCUGAACCAGUAGAAACAGACUUGUGUAAUCCAUCUCCAUGUGGACCCAACGCUCAGUGCGACAAUGGAAUCUGUUCCUGCAUGACCGAUUACUACGGUGAUUCGACUAUAGGUUGUCGACCAGAGUGUGUACUGAACAACGACUGUCCACGAAAUAGAGCUUGCGUGAGGAACAAGUGCGAGGACCCUUGCAUUGGCACGUGUGCCAGUAACGCUAUUUGCAGCGUGAUCAAUCACGUGCCAAUGUGCAGUUGCCCUACUGGUUUCGAAGGGAAUGCUUUUACAUUCUGUCGUCCAGCAAUAGGUAUUUCAUUGUUACUGAAUCCAUGCUUGCCAUCCCCAUGCGGCCCCAACGCAAGGUGCACAGAAAGGAACAACGUAGGCUCCUGUACCUGUGUUCCGGGUUACCUAGGCAAUCCUUACGAAGGGUGCAGACCAGAAUGUGUCCUAGAUUCAGAUUGCUCGCCUACUCGGACUUGCGUCAAUUCCAAAUGCAUUGACCCGUGUCCAGGAACAUGUGGCACUAACGCAGAGUGCCGCGUUAUCAACCACCGUGGUUCUUGCUCUUGUUUCUCUGGUUACACCGGUGAUCCCUAUCGGUAUUGCUCUGUCCAACCCGUUGUUUCCGACGUACCUGCGAGCGACCCCUGUGGAAAUGGCCAGUGUGGUCCAAACAGUCAAUGCAGAGUAAUAAAUCAAGUGGCAGUUUGCUCUUGCAUGCCUAACUACAUGGGUACACCUCCAGCUUGUAGGCCAGAAUGUGUCACUAGCUCAGAGUGCUCCGCUGACAAGGCGUGCGUGAAUCAGAAAUGCGUGAACCCGUGUCCAGCCUCGUGUGGACAGAACUCUGACUGUAGGGUGAUCAAUCAUGCACCCUUGUGCAAUUGUAUGAGAGGAUACACAGGUGAUCCGUUCUCCGUGUGCUUCCCUGUUCCGUUGAUACCACCAAUUCAGAACGACCUCGUUCCAAAAGAUCCUUGCAUUCCAUCCCCCUGUGGAGCCUAUUCGGAAUGUCGGAACAUCGGAGGUGUUCCAUCCUGCUCGUGUUUGGCCACCUACACCGGAAGUCCACCAAACUGUCGACCAGAGUGCACCAUUAACUCAGACUGUCCUCCCAGUCAAGCUUGCAUGCAGCAAAGAUGCAGGGAUCCUUGCCCUGGAUCUUGUGCUUCGCUAGCUCAGUGCACUGUUAUCAAUCAUGUGCCAACUUGCUCUUGUCUACCUGGUUAUACUGGAGAUCCCUUCACUAAUUGUAUUAUCGAACCACCUCGACCCGUUGAAACUGAUCCUUGCGCGUCUUCACCUUGCGGAUCAAACGCGCGUUGCGACAAUGGCGUCUGCUCCUGUCUGCCAGAAUAUUUCGGAGACCCAUACGCGGGUUGCAGACCAGAGUGCGUUCUAAGCAACGAAUGUCCAACCACCAGAGCUUGCAUUCGUAACAAAUGUGUCGAUCCCUGUGUCGGUGUUUGCGGACAGAAUGCGUUGUGCAACGUCUUCAAUCAUGUACCAAUGUGUAGUUGUCCGUCCGGAAUGUCAGGAAACGCUUUCGUGCUCUGCUCCCCCGUUCAAGUGACCGCGGUCAGUGAUCCCUGCAACCCUUCGCCAUGCGGUCCCAACAGCCGGUGCAAACAGAAUAACAUGCAAGCCUUAUGUUCUUGCAUAAGCGGAUACAUUGGAGCACCUCCUACUUGCAGGCCAGAGUGCGUGGUUAGCUCUGAUUGUCCACUGAACGAGGCUUGCACCAAUCAGAGGUGUAGAGACCCUUGUCCAGGAAGCUGUGGAUUGAACGCGAUCUGUAACGUUGUUAACCAUAAUCCUCUGUGCUCUUGUCGGGAAAGGAUGACCGGUGAUCCCUUCAUUAGAUGUUAUCCCAUGCCCGAGAGACCGCCAGCACCCAUCAACCCCUGUCAGCCAUCUCCCUGUGGACCAAACGCGGAGUGCCAGGUAGUCAAUGACCAACCAUCUUGUUCUUGCCUUCGAGAAUUCACAGGAUCACCUCCUAACUGUCGUCCGGAGUGCAUCAGCAACAGCGAAUGCUCGAAUCAAUUAGCUUGCAUCAACCAGAAGUGUCGAGAUCCUUGCACAAAUGCCUGUGGUGUGAACGCGGUUUGCAACGUGGUCAGCCACACUCCCAUGUGUGCUUGCUCUAAUGGCUACGCUGGAGAUCCGUUCACGCAAUGUCUACCACAACAGUUCGACGUUCAAAUUAGCAGACCAGAUCCCUGCGCUCCAUCCCCUUGUGGCGCAAACGCGAUCUGUCGAGUCCAACAGAACUCAGCUUCCUGCUCCUGUCAGAACGACUACAUUGGAAACCCUUACGACGGAUGCAGGCCAGAAUGUACCCUCAGCUCAGACUGCCCGUCCAAUCAGGCUUGUAUCAGAUCGAAAUGCAGAGAUCCUUGUCCUGGAACUUGUGGUCAGAAUGCCCAGUGUUACGCUGUGAAUCAUGCAGCUACUUGCAGCUGUUUCGAACGAUACACUGGUGAUCCUUUCGUGUACUGCAGUCCAUUCAGAGAACCGCCUGCAACCACUGUCGAAACACCGGUAGACCCCUGUAUUAAUUCGCCAUGCGGACCCAAUUCCCAGUGCCGUAACAUUAACGGUUCCCCGUCGUGCUCUUGCCUGCCUAAUUACAUUGGUUCUCCACCUAAUUGUCGCCCAGAGUGCGUGAUCAACGCAGAUUGUCCCAGAAAUCAGGCAUGCGUUCGCGAGAAGUGUCAGGAUCCUUGCCCAGGAUCUUGCGGAAUUAACAGUCUCUGCAGCGUACACAAUCACGUCCCAGUUUGUGCGUGUAUAGAGGGAUACAAAGGGGAUCCUUUCAUUAGUUGUCAAUUCAUACCGAUGAUGGAGGAGCCUGUGACAGACCCAUGCAGUCAGUCUCCGUGUGGUUCCAACACCCAGUGCGAUAACGGAGUUUGCACUUGUCUGGCAGAGUACUUUGGUAACCCAUAUACCGGGUGUCGACCAGAAUGCGUGUUGAGUACAGACUGUUCGAACGACAAGGCGUGUAUAAGGAACAAAUGCGUCGAUCCUUGCCCUGGAGCUUGCGGUCAGAAUGCGCAAUGCAAUGUGAUUAAUCACAUACCGAUGUGCAGUUGCCCCCCUGCUACCAAUGGCAACGCCUUGAUCGUGUGCUCGCCUGUGCAAGUACCCACCACUACGAGACCUUGCAACCCAACACCGUGUGGUCCAAAUAGCAUAUGUAGAGAGGUGAACGAUCAGGCUGUGUGUACCUGCGCCCCAGAGUACCUUGGAACUCCACCUCUAUGUAGGCCGGAAUGCCUGGUCAGUUCGGACUGUCGGAAGAACCUGGCUUGCGUGAACCAGAAGUGUAGAGAUCCGUGCCCAGGAACGUGUGGUAUACAGGCGACUUGUCUUGUGGUGAAUCAUAAUCCUGUUUGCUCAUGCCCGGAGCGAUACACGGGGGAUCCGUUCAUCAGAUGCGAGAUGAUCAAAGAGGUAAUAACGCCCACGAAUCCCUGUCAACCAUCACCCUGCGGCCCAUAUUCCCAGUGUCAAGUGGUCAACGACAACCCGUCGUGCAGUUGUCUGCCCGAAUACAGAGGCGUCCCACCAAAUUGCAAACCCGAGUGCAUAUCAAACUCCGAGUGCCCCAGCCACCAAACGUGCGUCCAACAAAAGUGCAGAGAUCCUUGCCCAGGUCUCUGUGGAGAGAGUGCAGAGUGUCACGUGACCUAUCACGUACCUAAUUGCAUUUGCCCGAAUGGUUUCACUGGCGAUCCUUAUACUCGUUGCGCGAUAAUAAGUAAGCAUGUUCUAGCUCGCGACCCGGAACCCUCACCCUGUGCGGAAGGCACUUGCGGCACAAACGCGUUAUGCAGGGAACGAGACGGCGUUGGCAUUUGUUCAUGCCCCCUCGAGUACGUCGGCAAUCCAUACGUAGGUUGUAGACCCGAGUGCGUGAUUAAUCCUGAUUGCCCGUCGAACAAAAUGUGCGUGCGAAACAAGUGUCAAGACCCCUGUCCUGGAACCUGCGGCCAGAACGCCGAGUGCUCGGUCGUUAAUCAUCAGUCCUUCUGCUAUUGCCGGCCAGGUUUCACUGGCGAUCCAUUUGUCGGUUGCACCGUGGAUAUACCGAAAGAGAACGUGUGUAGUCCAUCACCCUGCGGACCAAAUAGUCAAUGCAAAGAGGUAUCGGGUCAGGCCGUGUGUUCCUGCUUACCAACGUACGUAGGCACUCCACCUGGAUGUAGACCCGAGUGUGUAGCUAGCUCAGAGUGUCCUACCCAGCUUGCGUGCAAGGACUACAAAUGCGUGAACCCAUGCCCUAGCCCUUGCGGCUUGAACACCAAAUGCGUGGUUGUGAAUCACAGUCCAAUUUGUAGUUGUAUGCCCGGACAUAGCGGAGACCCAUUCACCACUUGCACACCGAUUCAACCUGUUAUGAUCCCCGGUCCAACGGAGAAAGACCCCUGCGUGCCAUCCCCGUGCGGUAGCUUCGCUCAGUGUAGGAACGUUCGCGGUUCGGCUGCAUGUAGCUGCAUAGAAGGCUACACUGGUCAACCACCGAAUUGCAGACCAGAAUGUACGAUCAAUUCCGAGUGUCAGAGCGACAUGUCCUGCAUCAACAUGAAGUGCAGGGAUCCUUGUCCCGGUUCCUGCGGUUCUGGCGCAGUCUGCGCUGUGGUUAAUCACAUCCCAGUAUGCAAUUGUCCCGAAGGUUUCACUGGCAAUCCAUUCACCCUCUGUCAACUGCAGCCGACCAUACCUACUCCACCAACACCUGUAGAGGACCAAUGCACCCCAUCACCCUGUGGUCCUAAUGCGGACUGCCUGAAGGGCGUCUGCACGUGUUUACCAGAGUUCGAAGGAAAUGCCUACCUAGGAUGUCGACCCGAGUGCGUGCUAAACUCAGACUGUCCCCGUGACAGAGCCUGUUUGCGUAACAAGUGUACGGACCCCUGUCCUGGAACGUGUGGCCUGAACGCCAUUUGCAUGGUUAUCAAUCACGUACCUAUGUGCAGCUGUCCCGGAAACAUGACUGGCAACGCAUUCAGUCAGUGUACUCCUCUACAAGAUUUAAUACCCAUCAACCCAUGUAGUCCAACACCCUGCGGACCCAAUAGCGAGUGCAGAGUCGUAAACGGUCAAGCGGUUUGUUCGUGCGUUAGAGGAUUCUUAGGAAGCCCACCUACAUGUAGACCUGAGUGCAUAGUGAGCACGGACUGCCCACAGAACGAGGCCUGCAGUAAUCAGAGGUGCAUGAAUCCGUGUCCAGGAACCUGCGGAAUUGGAGCCACGUGCAAUGUCGUCAACCAUAAUCCCGUGUGCAGCUGCCCAUUGCGUUACACAGGCGAUCCAUUCGUACAGUGCAUGCUUUUCCGUAAGAUCGAGGAACCUGUAGUAGAUCCUUGCCAGCCAUCACCCUGUGGCCCCAACUCUCAAUGUCAGGUGAUCAACGAUUCUCCAUCCUGCUCCUGUUUACCAGAAUUCUCUAGCAGUCCACCAAACUGUCGUCCCGAAUGCGUUAGCAAUAGCGAGUGUACUAGCCAACUGGCCUGUAUCAAUCAGAAAUGCAAAGAUCCUUGCGCUGGAUCCUGCGGAGCUAAUGCCAACUGUCAUGUCGUCAGUCACACUCCCAUGUGUACCUGUCUCAGCGGCUACGCCGGUGAUCCAUUCACUCAGUGCAUUUUCAAAGAACCAACCAUGAUUCCCCUGCCUGUUGACCCCUGCAAUCCAUCUCCUUGCGGUUCUAACGCCGUUUGCAAAGAACUGAACGGCGCAGGCUCGUGUACCUGUGUUUCCAAUUAUAUCGGGAACCCGUACGAAGGAUGUCGACCAGAGUGUCUGCUGAAUUCUGAUUGUCCUGCCAAUCAGGCUUGCAUGAACAGCAAAUGCCGAGAUCCUUGUCCAGGAACCUGUGGUCGUAACGCUGAAUGUCACGUUGUCAAUCACUUGCCCAUAUGCGAGUGCUACCCUAGACACACUGGCAAUGCCUUUGUUCUCUGCUCGCCUAUUCAGCCAGAAGUCGAUCAAACGAUCAGUCGUCCCUGCAACCCGUCCCCUUGUGGGCCCAACAGCCAAUGCAGAGCAGUCAACGGACAGUCCGUCUGUUCCUGUUUGCCCGAGUUCAUAGGCAGUCCGCCAUCGUGCAGGCCCGAAUGCACAGUCAGUGCAGAAUGCGCUCCGAACCUAGCUUGUAUCAACAAAAAGUGCAGUGAUCCUUGUCCUGGAUCCUGUGGCUCGAAUACUAGAUGCGAAACCAUAAACCACAGAGCCAUUUGCUCUUGUCAGCCUAGCUUCACCGGUGAUCCUCUUGUUGCCUGCUUUGAUAUCAUCACGGAAAGACCAUCACCUAUACCAACAUACGUAAACCCUUGCGUACCAUCUCCUUGCGGACCAUAUUCCGAAUGUCGUGACAUAAAUGGCCAAGCUUCUUGCGCAUGCAUGGCAGAUUACAUGGGAACACCGCCGAAUUGUAGACCAGAGUGUAUACGAAAUUCAGAGUGUCCUAGCAAUCAGGCCUGUAUUCAGAAGAAAUGUCGGUACCCCUGUGAAGGUGUUUGCGGUAUGAACGCCCAGUGUUCCGUGACAAAUCACAUCCCCAUUUGCACCUGUUCCGAGGGCUUAACCGGGGACCCAUUCGCGAGAUGUUUCUCCGCUCCAGGUACAAAUAUUCCUGCAGAUUCGUGUCUGAAUUGCGGUGCAAAUACGCGGUGCCUCGAUGGAGUUUGCACUUGCUUGCCCGAGUAUCAGGGAGACCCGUACGUAGGCUGUCGUCCAGAGUGCGUUCUCAACUCAGAUUGCUCCAGAGACCGAGCUUGCAUCAAGAGCAAGUGUAGUGAUCCAUGUGCAGGCACUUGUGGCCAGAACGCCCUGUGUUCCGUAAUAAAUCAUAUUCCGGUUUGCACUUGUCCUCCUGGCACUUCAGGAAAUGCGUUCGUAGUUUGCUCCACGAUUCAAGUACAAACACCCAAAGACCCAUGCAACCCAUCGCCCUGUGGACCUAACAGUCAGUGCAGAAAGAUAAACGACCAAGCAGUCUGCUCUUGCAUCCCUGGUUACCUGGACACACCACCCAAUUGUCGACCAGAAUGUAUUCUUAGUUCAGAUUGUCCAUCCAACAUGGCGUGCAAUAAUCAGAAAUGCGUGGAUCCUUGUCCUGGAACUUGUGGAAUUAGAGCGGAAUGCGUGGUCGUAAAUCACAAUCCUAUCUGUAGCUGCCCAUCCGACCUGGCAGGAGACCCCUUCUCCGUGUGUAUUAGGAAACCCGAAGAACCUCAAGUCGUGAACCCGUGUGUCCCAUCACCUUGCGGUCCAAACAGUCGAUGCCAAGUCAUAAACGAUUCGCCUUCCUGCUCUUGCCUGCCCGAGUUUCUCGGUUCUCCACCUAAUUGCAAGCCAGAGUGCAUCAGUAACAGCGAAUGCUCAACCCACUUGGCCUGCAUAAGUCAAAAGUGUCGCGACCCUUGUCCCGGUUCCUGCGGUGCCAAUGCGGAAUGUCGAGUGAUCAGUCAUACACCCAUGUGCGUAUGCAGUUACGGUUUUAUGGGCGAUCCGUUCGUGCAAUGUGUCCCGAAACCAGUAGACAAACCUACCCCGUGUGUGCCAUCUCCUUGUGGCUCCAACGCAAUGUGCAACGAGCUAAACGGUGCAGCAUCCUGUAAAUGCCUUCCUGACUACAUCGGUAAUCCCUAUGAAGGCUGUCGACCAGAAUGUAUCAUUAAUUCCGACUGCACAGCCGAUCAGGCUUGCGUGAAGUCCAAGUGUCAGAACCCUUGUCCAGGAUUCUGUGGAUACAAUGCUGUCUGUCAGGUUGUCAAUCACGCUCCAUUGUGUACUUGUCAACCUGGAUAUACCGGUGACUCGUUCGUUCAAUGUAACGUUAUUCAAGAAGCACCAAAACCAGCUGACCCAUGUAGUCCAUCUCCCUGCGGUCUAAAUAGUCAGUGUCGCGUGUCCAAUGGACAGGCUAUCUGUUCUUGCUCACCCACGUUCAUGGGAACUCCGCCAAUGUGCAGACCAGAGUGCACAGUUAGCUCGGACUGUGCCACGAAUCGUGCCUGCAAGAACCGCAAAUGCGUGGACCCCUGUCCUGGAAUUUGCGGUAUCAAUGCUAGGUGCGAGGCCAUUAAUCACAGUCCAAUCUGCAGUUGUAAUAUGGAAUAUACCGGGGACCCAUUCGUUAGGUGUUUCAAGGUUCCAAUGGUCCCCGAAGCCGUGAAUCCUUGUGUGCCCUCACCCUGUGGCCCAUUCUCUGUCUGUCGCGUGCUUGGUAACGCAGACCUGCCAAGCUGUACCUGUAUGGAAAAUUAUAUAGGAAGUCCACCUAACUGCCGACCAGAGUGUACCAUCGAUUCGGAAUGCGCCAGUAAUAGAGCUUGUCUCAGACAAAAAUGUACAGAUCCUUGCCCAGGUUCCUGUGGUACAGGAGCUCAGUGUCUAGUAGUAAACCACAUGGCUGUGUGUACCUGUCCCAAAGGCUAUACUGGGGAUCCAUUUGUGAACUGCUUCCUAGAAACACCUUCUCCGUCACCAGUUCCGCAAGACUCUUGCAACCCAUCACCGUGCGGAUCAAACGCAGUCUGUCGAGAUGGUACAUGUACAUGUCUCCUGGAAUAUCACGGUGAUCCAUACUAUGGCUGUCGCCCAGAAUGCGUCCAGAACCCUGACUGUCCUCUAGAUAAGGCUUGCAAUCGUAACAAGUGUUUCGAUCCGUGUAUCGGUGUCUGUGGGCAGGACGCGGAAUGUGUAGUGAUAAAUCAUACUCCUAUGUGCAGCUGUCCCGAUGGCAUGUCAGGAAACGCGUUCACAACUUGUUACCCGAUAAAAGACCCAGUGAUAAUACAGCCUUGCAACCCGUCACCCUGUGGUCCCAAUAGUAGAUGCCAAGACUUCAAUGGACAGGCAGUUUGUUCCUGUGUCCCUGGUUACAUGGGAAAUCCUCCAGCAUGUCGACCAGAGUGUCUCGUUAACAGUGAUUGUCCAUUGAACGAGGCUUGCGUGAACUUGAAGUGUAGGGACCCGUGUCCUGGAUCCUGUGGGGUAUCAGCUCGUUGUCAAGUGGUCAAUCAUAAUCCCAUUUGCAGUUGUCCUCCAGUAUUCACUGGCGAUCCAUUCGUGCGUUGUUUGCCCAGACCCGAAGAACCCGUACCAACGAUCAAUCCUUGUCAGCCAUCACCGUGCGGUCCAAAUGCAGUCUGUCAAGUGAUCAACAAUUCUCCAUCGUGUUCAUGUAAACCAGAAUUCAUUGGCACUCCUCCUAAUUGCAAACCAGAGUGUAUCAGUAAUGGCGAAUGUAGUAGCCACUUGGCCUGUAUCAAUCGUAAGUGCAGAGAUCCCUGUCCUGGUUCAUGCGGUUCCAACGCGGAAUGUCACGUGGUGAAUCACGUCCCGUCGUGCAUUUGCGCGAAGGACUUCACGGGAGAUCCAUUCGUUCAAUGCACUGCCAAGCAACCGGAGAUAACGAUUCCAGCCAGACCUUGUCAACCCUCCCCAUGUGGAGCUAACGCUAUUUGCCGAGAGCAAAAUGGCCUUAGUUCCUGCGCCUGUUUGCCAGAAUACAUCGGCAAUCCUUACGAAGGAUGUCGACCAGAAUGUACCCGUUCGUCAGAUUGUCCUUCCCAUCUAGCCUGCAUUAGAUCCAAGUGCCAGAAUCCUUGUCCCGGUUCUUGUGGUGCCAACACCAACUGUCAAGUGGUGUAUAAUCUACCUGUGUGCACUUGUAUACCUCAAUAUACCGGGGAUCCAUACGUGAACUGUGUAUACAAAAUUCCCACGUUCGAAGAAGAAGAACGAGACGUGUGUCAACCAUCCCCGUGCGGUCCAAAUAGUCAAUGUCAGAAUGUCAAUGGCCAAGCAGUAUGUUCUUGCCUGUCCCAAUACGUAGGAACACCACCAAACUGUAGACCAGAGUGUGUGGUGAAUUCGGAAUGUAACUCGAACCUCGCGUGUAUCAAUCAGAAAUGCAAGGAUCCCUGUCCUGGUACCUGUGGUCGCAAUGCACAGUGCAAAGUCGUUCAUCAUAGUCCCAUUUGCAGCUGUGGAGGAGGUUUGACAGGAGAUCCAUUUGUCUACUGUUUCCCCGCUCCGAUGCCAAAACCAGAAGAGAAGUACCCGAAAGAUCCAUGCAUCCCAACACCCUGUGGUCCAAACGCGAUGUGCAAAGCCAUAGGAGACACUCCAGUCUGUACUUGCAUGAACAGCUACAUCGGAGUGCCACCUAAUUGUCGACCAGAGUGUUCCAUUAAUUCAGACUGCACAGCUGAUAGAACCUGCAUUCGGGAGAAGUGCAGAGAUCCUUGUCCAGGAUCCUGUGGCUUAAACGCCCGUUGUACGGUCGUAAAUCAUACACCAGCCUGCACUUGUCCUGAGGGAUAUUCCGGUGAUCCCUUCGUUAGCUGUUCACCAAUUCCUCCGACGUCGAUCACGGAUAUCCCAUCAGACCCAUGCAACCCAUCACCAUGCGGACCAAACGCACAGUGCGAUAAAGGAGUUUGCACUUGUGUGCCUGGUUACUUGGGUGACCCGUACACCAUUUGCCGACCCGAAUGCGUCAUCAACACCGACUGUGCUCGGAAUGAGGCUUGCUUACUGCACAAGUGCAGAAAUCCGUGUGCAGGAACUUGUGGAAUAAACGCGGAGUGCAACGUGGUUAAUCAUCUACCCAUGUGCAGUUGCCCUAGAAAUAUGACAGGCAAUGCCUUCGUCUCGUGUAAUCCUGUUCAAGAAACCAGCACAGUUGAUCCAUGCGAUCCGUCUCCAUGUGGCCCGAACAGUCAUUGUCGCUCCUCCAAUGGUCAAGCUGUCUGUAGCUGCGUCACAGGAUUCAAGGGAUCACCGCCAUCUUGUAGACCAGAAUGUAUCGUCAGUACCGAUUGUCCGCGUAACAGAGCAUGCAGUAAUCAGAAGUGCAUUGAUCCUUGUCUUGGCACUUGUGGACUGUCUGCUCAAUGUUCCGUGGUCAAUCACAAUCCUGUAUGCAGCUGCUUCGAGCAGUAUACUGGGAAUCCGUUCGUUCAAUGUAUCCCUCAGACAAAAGAGCCGGAUAUUCCGAUAAAUCCUUGUCAACCUUCACCCUGUGGACCUAACGCGCAAUGUCAGGUGAUCAACAAUGCACCCUCGUGUUCCUGUCUCCCCGAGUUCCUAGGAAUUCCACCGAAUUGCAAACCUGAAUGCGUGAGCAACUCAGAGUGCCCAACGCAGCAGGCUUGCAUCAAUCAAAAAUGCAAAGAUCCCUGUCCUGGCUCCUGUGGAAGAAACACCGAGUGCAGAACCAUUAGUCAUACGCCCAUGUGUACUUGCACCAGUGGUUUCACCGGAAACCCGUUCGUGCAAUGCACACCUCAACCAAUUGAAGAUGUUCCACAAAAGGCCAACCCCUGUCAGCCAUCACCUUGCGGUCCGAAUGCCAUUUGUCGUAUGUCCCAUGGCUCGGCUCAAUGCACUUGUAUGCCCGACUUCUACGGAAACCCGUACGAAAAUUGCAGGCCAGAAUGUAUUAUCAAUACCGACUGUCCAUCAAACCGAGCCUGCAUAAGGAACAAGUGUCAAGAUCCCUGUCCAGGAGCCUGUGGCUUUGAUGCCGAUUGCCAAAUGAUUAAUCACAUUCCUAUUUGCAGUUGUAGACCUGGUUACACUGGUGAUCCAUUUAGAUAUUGCAGCGUAUUCCAACAACCUCCUGAACCAAGUCGCACCACUCCCUGCGAGCCAUCGCCCUGCGGACCCAAUAGUCAGUGUCGCAAUGUGAACGGUCAGGCCAGUUGCUCCUGCCUGCCCAGUUUCAAGGGUACACCCCCAAGUUGUAGGCCAGAAUGUAUAGUCAGUACAGAAUGUGCCAGCAAUAGAGCUUGCGUGAAUCAGAAAUGCGUUGACCCCUGUCCCGGAGUUUGUGGAAUAAGUGCAAGAUGCGAGGUCUUCCAUCACAGCCCUAUCUGUAGCUGUAGAGCCAGUCAGACGGGAGAUCCGUUUGUAAAAUGUUUCGAUGUAACCACACCCGCUCCACCUGUGCCUGUAAACCCGUGUGUUCCAUCGCCCUGUGGUCCAUUCUCGCAAUGCCAAGAUAUUGGAGGCAUCCCGUCCUGUUCUUGCUUGCCCAGCUACGUUGGUUCAGCCCCCAACUGUCGGCCAGAGUGUUCCAUUAACCCUGACUGUACUACUGACAAGGCUUGUGUCAGGGAGAAAUGUAGGGACCCGUGUCCAGGAUCCUGUGGAACGAACGCGUUCUGCAGUGUCAUUAAUCAUACACCUGUUUGUACUUGUCCUAAAGAUUAUACAGGAGAUCCCUUCACCAGCUGCCGCCUCAUGCCCACACCUGUCCUCCCAGUUCCAUCAGACCCAUGUAACCCAUCACCAUGCGGUCCAAAUGCUCUCUGUCGAAAUGGCCAGUGCAGUUGCAUAAACGAAUACCGUGGCGACCCGUACCAAGGGUGCCGGCCAGAAUGCGUGCAGAAUUCGGACUGCACCUACAACAGAGCUUGUUCCAACAACAAAUGCGUGGAUCCCUGUACCGGAAUUUGUGGUCAAAAUGCCGAAUGCGUCGUGGUGAAUCACAUUCCCACGUGCAGCUGCGUCGAAAGUUACGAGGGAGAUCCGUUCACCCUUUGCAAACCCAUUCGAAAACGCGUGAAACCCUGCGAUCCAUCGCCAUGUGGACCCAAUAGCGUCUGUCGCGAGUUUGGCGAGCAAGCCUCCUGUUCCUGCCUCCCUGGAUAUUUCGGAACUCCACCGAGCUGUAGACCCGAAUGCCUAGUAAACUCUGAUUGCGAGCAGAGUAAAGCUUGCAUGAACGAGCGAUGCCAGAACCCGUGUGAGAACGCUUGUGGUCAAGCAGCGUUGUGUACCGUGAGAAACCACAAUCCUAUUUGCAGUUGUCCCACCCAGUAUUCCGGUGACCCGUUCGUGAGCUGUUUCCCUAUGAAACCGCAGUACGAAGAGCCUAGCCAGGACCCGUGCAAACCCUCAUCAUGUGGACCGAACUCCCAAUGCACAGUAUCGCCAGACAAUAAAGCCUCCUGCGCCUGUUUGCCCGAGUUUAUGGGCUCUCCUCCCAACUGUAGACCUGAAUGCCUCGUGAACAGCGAAUGUCCCGGAAAUAGGGCUUGCGUUAAACAGAAGUGUACAGAUCCCUGUUCCGGACUCUGCGGCUCUAACGCUCUCUGCCAAGUUACCCUGCAUUACAUCCGUUGCGUGUGUCCUGAUGGAUACACCGGGGACCCGUACACUGUUUGUUCCGUGGCCAAGAUACCUUCAGAACCGCAGACACCGGUGAGACCAUGCAGACCUUCGCCGUGCGGAAUUAAUGCUUACUGUCGAGAGAGAUACAACACCGCUUAUUGCGAGUGUCUGCCAGAUUUCCGAGGAAACCCAUACGAAGGCUGUCAACCGGAGUGUUUGGUCAACACCGAUUGCCCGAAAUCGCAGUCUUGCAUCAGGACCAAGUGUCAGGAUCCAUGUCCAGGCACUUGUGGCGUUGGAGCGAUCUGUACCGUGUCUAAUCACGUACCUAUUUGCUCUUGUCCUCUGCCUACUGUCGGAGAUGCGUUCACUAUUUGCCAAGCUAUUCCCGAAGUACCGAAAGAAAGGGAUCCCUGUUCUCCAUCCCCAUGUGGCCCCAAUACCAUCUGCGAGAAGGUCGGUAACACAGCAGUCUGCAAGUGUCUACCUGCCCUGCAAGGAAUCCCUUCGAGUGUCACAGGCUGUCAUCCAGAAUGCGUGAUCAGUUCGGACUGUCCAGGUGAUAAAGCCUGCAUCGGUAACAAAUGCGUGAAUCCUUGCACGCAGAACGUAUGCGGCAUCAAGGCCAUUUGCAAAGCUAUCAACCAUAGUCCUCUGUGUAGCUGUCCAUCAUCGUUGAUCGGCAAUCCAUUCGAAGAAUGCUACACGAAAAUUGAAAUUGAUCCCUGCAAUCCAUCUCCGUGCAGUUACAAUGGCGAAUGUAGAGUCAGGAAUGGCAUCGCUGUGUGUAUUUAUCCGGAAUGCGUUAUCAAUUCGGACUGCCCGCGUGAUAAAGCCUGCUUCGCACAGAAAUGUAGAGAUCCCUGCAUCGGUGCCUGUGGAAUCAAUUCGUUGUGUCAGACAGUGAACCACAAGCCAGUUUGCUCUUGUCCAUCAGGUUUCACUGGGAAUGCUCGCAUUCAAUGCACCAUUCCAACUGUAGAAGAACCAGUACCAGAAUGCACUCAGAACUCCGAGUGCCCCAACGACAAGACUUGCUACAGUCAGAAAUGUGUCGAUCCCUGCACUCUCGAUUCUUGUGGCUUCAACAGCCGCUGUCACGUUCAGUUGCACCGAGCUGUUUGCGUCUGCAAUGAAGGCUUCACAGGCAAUCCUCAGCAGCACUGUCGCGAGAUUGGUUGCCGAGGUGACAGUGAUUGUCCAUUGACUCAGUCUUGCAUUAACAACGAAUGCGUGGAUGCCUGUUCCGUGACGCAGUGCGGUAUCAACGCAUUCUGCAGGUCUGAUGCAUACCACAGACCAAGAUGCUACUGUCCUGAUGGAUAUAUAGGAAAUCCGUAUCAAUCCUGCGAGAGACCAGCGUGUAUUAACGAUAAUGACUGCUCAUCCCAGUUAGUGUGUCGGGAUUCCAAGUGCGUAAGUCCCUGCGAUUGUCCACCCUUGGCACAGUGCUUCGUGGUUAAUCAUAGAGCCACUUGUCGAUGCCCUCCGGGCUACGUGGGUGAUCCAUAUUCCUCGUGUCUAAUGGAACCGAUCGAACAACAGCCACAGUGUCAAGUAGAUGGAGACUGUCCCAGUAAACUGGGCUGCUUCAACGGCGUUUGCAAAGAUCCAUGCGCCGAAACCAAACCUUGCAUCGCUGGGGCGAAGUGUUCCGUUGUAGACACUUUGCCUAUGAGAACCAUGAUUUGCGAAUGCUUGCCGAACUUCGCUGGAGACGCGACUGUCGCUUGCAUCCCUGUGGACAAACAAAUUGAAGCUAUUUGCAAGACUGACUCGCAAUGCUCUUCGAACAUGGCCUGCCUGAGCGAACGAUGCAUCAAUCCUUGCAUCAUUAGUCCAUGUGCGUCAAAUGCGGAAUGCUCUGUUCAAAAUCACUAUCGUCAGUGUCACUGCUCUCGUGGUACCGCUGGUGAUCCAUUCGUGAAUUGUUACAGAGACACUGACUCAUUCACGGACUGUACGUCGAACGCAGACUGUGCAACUAACGAGGCUUGUAUUCAUCAGCUAUGUCAAAAUCCGUGUAUCAGCACACAAUGUGGUCUGAACGCGGAAUGUAUCACUGUCAAUCAUCAUCCGACCUGUCACUGCCAACAGAACUUCGCAGGAGAUCCUCAGAUACAAUGUUUCAGACCCGAGUGCAAGUCUGAUAGCGAUUGUCCCUACGACAAGACCUGUCAGAACAACAACUGCGUUACUCCUUGCUUGGUUGGAGACAUCGCGUGUGGUCGUGGAGCAGAAUGCAUUGCAGUUUCGCACAGGGCACAAUGCGUCUGUCCACGAGGCACCCAAGGUGAUCCGCGAAUCGCAUGCAUCUCCACGGUGUGUCAUUACAACGAGGACUGUGCAGAUCACGAAGCCUGCGACAGACUGAACAGAGUCUGUAGACCCGUUUGCGAGGAUGAUACUUGCGCGGAAACUGCCAAGUGUAUCGCGAGAGACCAUCAACCUAAGUGCACAUGCCCACAAGGAACUACUGGGAAUCCAUAUAUCGACUGCACUGGUGUGUUUACCGAACCGGAAUGCAAAGAGGACAACGAAUGCCCAUCAUACUUUGCGUGCAUCAACACGAAAUGUCAAGAUCCUUGUCUAUCCUCGAACAUGUGCUCUGGUGAUCAAGAAUGCAAGGUACUGAAUACGGUGCCCCUUCGUACGAUGAUUUGCAGCUGCCCACCGAACACCAUUACAGAUGUAAACGGACUCUGCAAAAAGAUUGUACUCGAAGAUGUGCAGUGUCACCAAGAUCAAGACUGUAACGAUUCCGAUAAGUGCGUGGAUGGAACCUGUAUCGAAGCCUGUCUAACCACUCACUGUGGUCUAAAUGCUCAAUGCAAGGCAACAUCUCAUACUGGAGUCUGCCAUUGCGCAACCGAAUUUACCGGCAACGCUUACAUCGAGUGCAUUAGGGUUCCAAUCAUAUCGCAGACACCGGUUCGACCAGAAUGCUACACUAACAGCGAGUGUUCCAGUGACAAACAGUGUAUAAAUUCUCUCUGCAUUAAUCCUUGCGUCAUUAGGGACACAUGCGGUAGAAAUGCACUGUGUUACGUAAAUAACAAUAAUCCGAUCUGCAAAUGUCCUGUCAACUACGCGGGUGAUCCAAGAAUCAAUUGCAUACCACCGGAAAUUGUAGCUGAGUGUACCUCGAAUAGCGAUUGCGCGGGUAACGCGGCUUGUGUGAACAGUUUGUGUAUUAAUCCGUGCAACUGCGGUCCAAAUGCCAAGUGCAAUGUCAUAGAUCACUAUCCAUCUUGCGUCUGCCCGCCUGGCUAUUCUGGAAAUCCUCAACUCGGUUGCUUCAAACUGGACUGCGAAUCAGACAGCGAGUGCAACAACGCUGCCACUUGUUACAACGGACAAUGCGUGAAUCCUUGCAUCUUAGAGAACAAGUGUGCGAUAAAUGCAGAAUGCUAUGGUCAAAAUCAUCGCGCCAUUUGUCGUUGCGGUGCAGGAUACUUAGGCAAUCCACAAGUUCAUUGCGAGAGAGUAGAGUGCAGCACUGAUCACGAUUGUCCUCGAAACCUUGCUUGUGAUAGCGGACAUUGCGUUAGUCCUUGCAUAGAAGAUUCACCGUGUGCCCAAAAUGCUAUUUGCUACGUCCAAGAUCACGUGGCCACUUGUCGCUGUCCAGAGAAUAUUCCCGCUGGAAACCCGUAUUCCUAUUGUACUCACCAUCCCACGACGGAGUUGGACGAACCAGAGUGUAGAAUCGACAUUGAUUGCGCUGACAAACUAGUAUGCAUCAGGAAUAAGUGUAUCGAUCCUUGCCCGGUAAUCAAACCUUGUUUACAAAAUGCACGUUGCAACGUGUUGGAUACUGUUCCUGUAAGAACCAUGACAUGUACUUGCCCAGAGGGCUGGACCACUGACAUCGACGAAGUUUGUAGACCGAUUCAAAUAGCUGUAAUAGGCACCUGUACAACAAACGACGAGUGCAGUGACGCAGAGGCCUGCAUCAACAGACAAUGCAGAAAUCCCUGCAACUGCGGUACCAACGCUGCCUGCUAUGUACGAAACCACAAACCAAUCUGCUCCUGCGAGGAAGGCUACCAAGGCAACCCGGAUCUUGCAUGCUUUUCCGUAGAAUGUACACGAGACAGCGAGUGUGCCCUGGACAAGAGUUGCGUGAACAAUAAUUGCGUCAAUCCUUGUCUAGUUUCUGAUAAUUGUGGCGUGAACGCCGAAUGCUUCCCUAACAACCACAAAGCAGACUGUCGUUGUCGCAAGGGUUAUCACGGAAAUGCUCUGGAUCGUUGCAGAGUUAUCGGUUGCUACAGUAACGGAGAUUGUCCUGGAGAUCAUUCUUGCAUCAAUAUGCAGUGCAUCAACCCCUGCGUUCACAAUAAUCCUUGUUCCUCUCGAGCUGAGUGCAGAGUCUUCAACCAUUUGCCUAUCUGUCGUUGCCCAAGUCAUCACACUGGCAAUCCUUACGUUGCUUGCAAGCCAGAGGAACGACCAGAAUGUAAAGAAGAUACCGACUGUCCCAACUUGUUGGCCUGCUUCGAUAAUAAGUGUCAAAAUCCAUGCACUCUGGUACAACCCUGUAGCGAGCCAUCAGAGUGCAGGGUACUCCCGACGUCUCCGGUUCGUACAAUGGUGUGCGUAUGCCCCAGCGGUUAUGUAAGCAGUGGCAGCGGAACUUGUCGACCUACCAAACCAAUUUUAGAAAUCGAGUGUAAGAGAGAUAGCGAUUGUCCAUCAGAAAAAUCCUGUGUAAACGCAGUGUGCAAGAGUCCUUGCGCCUGCGGUCCUAACGCAGAUUGCAGUGUCGUUAAUCAUAAACCGAUAUGCUCCUGUGUUCUGGGCUUCGACGGAAAUCCUGACAUGGCAUGUACCAAAGUAUCCGGAUGCCGCACAGAUGCUGACUGCAGUGGAUCACACGCGUGUGUACAACACAACUGUAUUCCGAUUUGUUCACCGUCGCUGUCCAUCUGUGGAAAGGGCGCUGAAUGCUAUGGUAUCAACCACAAAGCUAUUUGCGAAUGUCCACCAGGAUAUGGAGGCAAUCCAAGGGUCUCUUGCGUCCUUCUUGGUUGCAAGAGCAAUUCUGAUUGUCCCACGAACAAAGCUUGCAUCAACAAUCGUUGCGAGAAUCCCUGCGCCGAAAAUCCUUGCACUGGAAAUAUGGAUUGCAACGUCUAUAAUCAUGUAGUGGAAUGUGCUUGUCCUCCUGGUUACAUCUCGGAUACUAAAACGGGUUGCACUAAACUGACAGAAAAAUGCAAAGCAGACAAUGAAUGCCCAUCUCAAACUGCUUGCUUUAACGGCGAAUGCAUCAAUCCUUGUGUGAAGAUUGAACCCUGUGGUGUGAAUGCGGACUGUAAAGUACUCGACACAUCUCCUGUGAGAACCAUGAUCUGCGAGUGCAUCCCUGGAUACAGAGGAAACGCAGUCGUCCGCUGUGACAAAACGAACGUAUGUCCAGUAGAGAAGGGUCAAGUUCUCGACGAAUACGGCAAUUGUGUCUGUCCACCUGGAUCAGCUAAGGAUGAGACCGAAGUGUGUGUACCGUGUCGCAAACAGUCUGGAAUGAUCAUCAACGAUGAAGGAUAUUGUGUCUGUGCUCUGGAGAACGGUAUGAUCAUUGAUGAGUAUGGUCGCUGUGUGUGUCCAACCCAUCAUGGGUAUAGAUUAGACGCGAAUGGAUAUUGUAAAUUAGUUGACAUAAUCGAGUGCAAACAUGAUGAUGACUGCGCCGAUAAUAGAUACUGUGAUAAAACCAGCCAGACUUGUGAAGAUCCUUGUUUAACUCAAUUGUGUGGCCUCUACGCACUUUGCAAUGCUACUCGUCAUCAAGCUAUUUGCAUAUGCAUCAAUGGCUACAUUGGAAAUGCUUAUACUCAGUGCUAUGACAAGAAUCGUUGGCGUACAGACUUCCCCAGGCCAGAGAUGGUGGUCAGUUGUUUGUCGGAUGGAGUACAGGUCGAAAUACAUCUUCACGAUCAGGAAUUCGAUGGUGUUCUGUAUGUUAAAGGUCAUAGCAAAGAUGAACAAUGCAGAAGAGUUGUCUCGAUACCAGCAGAAACCAUGCACAAAACCGAAAUAUUCAAGGUGGCAUUUGGAAAUUGUGGACUAAUACACGUAAAUGGACAAGCUAGUUUCGUAUUAGUUAUACAAAAACAUCCGAAAUUAAUGACAUACAAGACUCAAGCUUAUCACAUCAAGUGUAUAUAUCAAACUGGAGAGCAAAAUGUCACACUUGGUUUCAAUGUCUCUAUGUUAACUACAGCUGGCACCAUUGCUAACACUGGUCCUCCACCAGUCUGUCUCAUGAAGAUCGUUACCCAGAAUGGAAAUGAAAUAAAUUCUGCUGAAAUUGGAGAUAAUUUGAUGUUACAAGUAGAAGUUCAGCCUUCCACUAUUUAUGGUGGAUUCGCACGAAAUUGCGUGGCUAAAACGAUGGAAGAUAACUUGGAGAACGAGUAUAUUGUAACAGAUGAGAACGGCUGUGCUACAGAUCCGACGAUAUUCGGAGAGUGGGAACAGAACCCAGAAACGCAAACGUUGAUGGCCAGCUUUAAUGCUUUUAAGUUCCCAAGCAGUGAUAAUAUUCGAUUCCAAUGUAAUAUCCGGGUGUGUUUUGGACGUUGUCAGCCUGUUAACUGCCGAGGAUACAACGCAUUCGGUCGUCGCCGUCGAGAUGUGAGUUCCGAAGGUAAUGAAACAGCUUUGACUAUUACGGACAAUUAUGAAGGACAACUUCGAGAAGAAAUAACAAUUCAAUCAAACUUAAUAUUUACUCUGGAGAGGAGAGAAGAGAGGUUCACAGCAGAUCCAGCUGAAAUCACUGCAGCUCAAAGAGUGGAAGACAUUUGCGUUUCUAUGGUCGGCUUUGUGAUAGCAUUAGUAAUUACAGCACUCUUGGCACUAGUCGCUGUAGCUAUUGCUGUUUCGUGCUGGUUAAUGGCGUAUCGUCGCCAGCCAAAGACUGCUGGACCACUGCCACACCCACCAGAGUUCCCAAAUCCAUUGUUCACUACCGAAUCUGUAGCUGAACCAUCUCCUGAUUAUCACCUGUCAUAA